CCACAUCUACCUUCGUUUUGUUUUGCUCGCUGGCGGCAACUGGACCAAAUUCUCUCUUUCCGACCCGUUGAAUAUCCCGAAUAACACGACAUACUGCUGCCCAACAUGCAAUUCUUCAAAAAUCUCAAACCCGCGGCCGCGACCACGGCCGUCAUUGCCGCCCUGGCCCCCAAGGACUUGGAUAUCGAUGACCCAUCCUCGAUCAGGGGUGUGGCCAAGACCAUCGCCGGUGGCGCCAUGUCUUACUACUCCGGCACCUCGGAGAAGUUUGUUGACCUUCCCGAGCCGCACUACUGGUGGCAAGCCGGCGCGCUCAUGGGCAGCAUGCUGGACUACUCGCACUACACCGGUGACAAGAGCUACGACAAGCUCAUCUCGAGGGCCCUCUUGGAGCAGGUUGGCCCUGAGUUCGACUACAUGCUGCCGACGCACUAUGGCCAGGAGGGGAAUGACGACCAGGCUUUCUGGGGGUUUGGCGUCAUGUCGGCAGCCGAGAGGAACUUCCCGCACCCCGACAAGGACGUGCCCUCGUGGCUGGAGCUUGGCUCGAACAUAUGGAGCUCGCUCUCUUCGAGGUGGGAUACGACGUCGUGCAACGGCGGUCUCCGGUGGCAGAUCUUCGAGUCGAACCCGAACGGACUCGACUACAAGAACACGGUCAGCAACGGCGGCCUUUUCCAGAUCUCGGCGCGCCUCGCACGGGCGACCGGUGACAAGAAGUACUUGGAGUGGGCCGAGAAGGUCUGGGACUGGACCGAAGCCGUGGGUAUGAUCGAUACCUAUGGCAAUGUGUUCGACGGCGCGAGCGCUAGCCACAACUGCACCGACACCAACCCCGUCACCUUCUCGUACAGCGCCGCCAUCUACAUCUACGGCGCCGCCGUGCUGGCCGAGCACACGGGCGACAAGAAGUGGACGGAGCGCACCGAGCGCAUGCUCGAGGCCUCGCGCUCCUUCUUCAGCCCCUUCGACAACGCCACCAACAUCAUGUACGAGCACGCCUGCGAGCAGGUCUUUAGCUGCAACGCCGACAUGCGCAGCUUCAAGGGCUACUUCUCGCGCUUCGUGUAUGGCGCCAGCGUGUUUGUGCCGUCCAUCCAGCCGACCAUCGACGAGCUGUGGCACACGUCGGCUCUCGCCGCCGCCAAGGCCUGCUCGGGUGGCUCCGACGGCACCACGUGCGGCCAAAAGUGGUACGUCGGCGGAUUUGACGGUCUCACCGGCUUGGGCGAGCAGAUGUGCGCGCUGGAGACGGUCCAGGGGCUCCUCGUGGGCGAUGCCAAGCCACCGCUCAAGGGCGACGAGAUCAAGACUGUCCGCACUUUUGACCCGUCGGCAAAGUCUAAGCGCGGGCGAUAUGAUGCUCGCCGAGUGUAAGCUUUUGUACACGGUGCUGCGCAGUUGGGGUUUACAUUCUUCUGUACAUAACUUUUUGGGUAUUCCUGGUCUUGGAUGCGGACCGGCGCUUUUUCUUUUUGCAUAGCA
This is a messenger RNA of Chaetomium fimeti, 1485 nucleotides long. Its product is annotated as glycoside hydrolase. Gene Ontology annotation, biological process: fungal-type cell wall biogenesis; carbohydrate catabolic process. NCBI's taxonomy places the organism in Eukaryota, Fungi, Ascomycota, Sordariomycetes, Sordariales, Chaetomiaceae. The record is from RefSeq and is a predicted model, not a curated record. The transcript has 2 exons. The coding region runs from base 106 to 1377 and encodes 423 amino acids. Gene Ontology annotation, molecular function: mannan endo-1,6-alpha-mannosidase activity.